GAAGUGGCACAUUAAUGAAGCGCCUCUACAGGGGUCUUUUCUGCUCAUGUCACCACAUAAAACUAUCAGAUGGUUAGAGGAAGGACAUGGAGGCAAGUACUUAGCUCAUCUCGGCUGCAGAGAAGCAAGCGAGCCCCUGCUCCGUUCCAGCUGCCACUGGGGGUGAAACAACCCAAUCCCUGAUUCCGCCUUCCGAGGAGAAGGGAGGGGAGCGAGAGGAUUCCCACAGACCAGCCAGCUCCCUGCUUCCUCAGGACUAAAACUAAGCGGAGCGGCCGGAAAGGGAGCGUGAGAACCGGGAGAGAUCGGAAAAGGAGACCAGACUCCCAGCUGCAUCCCGGAUGCGGACUGUCAACUUCCAGCAACUUUAAGAUCUCGGCGGGUCCCCCAGCGAAGAUGCCUCGCCCGGGCAGGAACACGUACAGCGACCAGAAGCCGCCCUACUCCUACAUCUCGCUGACGGCCAUGGCCAUCCAGAGCUCGCCGGAGAAGAUGCUGCCCCUGAGCGAGAUCUACAAGUUCAUCAUGGACCGGUUCCCCUACUACCGGGAGAACACGCAGCGCUGGCAGAACUCCCUGCGCCACAACCUCUCCUUCAACGACUGCUUCAUCAAGAUCCCGCGCCGGCCCGACCAGCCGGGCAAGGGCAGCUUCUGGGCGCUGCACCCGAGCUGCGGCGACAUGUUCGAGAACGGCAGCUUCCUGCGGCGCCGCAAGCGCUUCAAGGUGCUCAAGUCCGACCACCUGGCCCCCAGCAAGCCGGCGGACGCGGCCCAGUACCUGCAGCAGCAGGCCAAGCUGCGGCUCAGCGCCCUGGCGGCCGGCGGCACCCACCUGCCGCAGAUGUCCACCUACAGCCUGGGGGUCUCCCAGCCCUCCGGCUUCAAGCACCCCUUCGCCAUCGAGAACAUCAUCGCCCGCGAGUACAAGAUGCCGGGCGGGCUGGCCUUCUCCGCCAUGCAGCCCAUGCCGGCCGCCUACCCGCUCCCCAACCAGUUGACUACGGUGGGCAGCUCCAUUGGCACCGGCUGGCCCCACAUGUACAGCCCCGGCAUGAUAGACACGGCCACCCCCAUCUCCAUGGCCAGCGGCGAUUACAGUGCCUACGGCGUGCCCCUCAAGCCCCUGUGCCACGGGGGCCAGACUUUGCCAGCCAUCCCCGUGCCCAUCAAACCCACCCCGGCGGCGGUGCCGGCCCUGCCGGCCCUGCCGGCGCCCAUCCCCACCAUCCUCUCGAACUCGCCCCCCUCGCUCAGCCCGACCUCUUCCCAAACAGCCACCAGCCAAAGCAGCCCCGCGACGCCCAGCGAGACCCUGACCAGCCCCGCCUCGGCCCUGCACUCGGUAGCCGUGCACUGACACGGCCAGCCCGGCCUGGACGCUCCGCGGCUCGCGCCAAACUUUCCUCGGCCUUUUCUUGCUCCUCGAGAGGAGAGAAAACUGCCGGCGGGAACACUUGAG
Molecule: messenger RNA, 1461 nt
Organism: Caretta caretta (loggerhead turtle)
Lineage: Eukaryota; Metazoa; Chordata; Testudines; Cheloniidae
Source: RefSeq, a predicted model, not a curated record